This is a messenger RNA of Tilletiaria anomala UBC 951, 330 nucleotides long. RefSeq lists its product as uncharacterized. Gene Ontology annotation, cellular component: endoplasmic reticulum membrane. Gene Ontology annotation, biological process: vacuolar proton-transporting V-type ATPase complex assembly. The coding region runs from base 1 to 330 and encodes 109 amino acids. NCBI's taxonomy places the organism in Eukaryota, Fungi, Basidiomycota, Exobasidiomycetes, Georgefischeriales, Tilletiariaceae. The transcript has a single exon. The record is from RefSeq and is a predicted model, not a curated record.
AUGUCUUCGGUCCUGGAUCCAACGCCAUCCCGCGUCGCGCCUCGCGGACGCGACCCCUCCACAUCAGUUUGGUAUAAGCUUGGCGUCUUCUCCGCAGCACUUUUCGCUGCCCCCCUCGCUGCGUACUAUGGCGCUAAGGACCGGUAUUUUGGCGGCAAUUCGACGUAUGCAGGUGGUCUCGCUGCAAUCAUCGCCAAUGUCAUUCUCAUUGCUUACGUCGUGAUGGCGUUCCUGGAAGACGAUGGCAGCGGAAGCAAUGACGCAAAGAAGACUGCGGGUGAUAAAAAGACCGAAGUGGGGCACGAGAAGGAGACCAAGAAGGACCGCUGA